This is a messenger RNA of Penicillium brasilianum, 1173 nucleotides long. The record is from the annotation of a GenBank genome assembly. Lineage: Eukaryota; Fungi; Ascomycota; Eurotiomycetes; Eurotiales; Aspergillaceae.
AUGGAGGGCCUUAUCACCCACGUGGAUCUUUUAGACAAAAGAAAAAAAAAACAGAAGACCGUCUCCUCGCUGCAUUCCCUAUCAUCAUUAGCAUCCUCCAACAUGUGUCAAUCCCCCCUCCACGACUUCAUCCACGGCCUCCCCAAGUGCGAGCACCACGUCCACCUCGAAGGCUGCCUCACCCCCGAACUCAUCUUCCACCUGGCCUCCCGAAAUGGCAUCACCCUCCCCUCGGCCGCCGAAAACCCCGCCUACGCCUCCAUCGCCUCCCUAACAACCCGCUACGAACACUUUACCUCCCUCGACGACUUCCUCGCCUUCUACUUCGAAGGCAUGGCCGUUCUCCGCACGGAACAAGACUUCUCCGAUCUAGCCUGGUCCUACUUCCAAAAGGCGCACGCCGACGGCGUCCACCACGCCGAAGUCUUUUUCGACCCGCAAGUGCACCUGAGUCGCGGGGUGACCUAUUCUACCGUCGUAGCCGGGUUCGCGGCAGGCUGCCAGCGGGCAGAGACGGAUCUGGGCCUGAGCACGAGGCUGAUCAUGUGCUUUGUGAGACAUCUCCCAGUCUCCUCGGCCAAGGAGGUCUACGAAGAGUUUCUGGCGAACGAGCAUUUCCAGGCACAGGUCGUGCACGGACUGGGCUGGUCUUCGUCCGAGGUCGGCCCGCCCAAGGACAUGUUCCGGGAGAUCUAUGCGUCGGCGGCGGCGAAGGGGAUCCCCUUGACUGCCCACGCGGGCGAGGAAGGCGACCCGACGUAUAUCAGUACCGCAUUGGAGUUGGGCGCUCAGCGGAUUGACCACGGGAUUCGACUGAUCGAAGAUCCCGAGCUGAUGAAGCGUGUUGCUGCAGAGGGCAUCUUGCUCACGGUUUGUCCGUUGUCGAAUGUGCGGUUGCGCUGCGUGACGAGCGUGGAGCAGGUGCCGAUUCGCAAAUUCCUGGAGGCGGGCGUCAAGUUCUCGAUUAACAGUGACGAUCCGGCGUAUUUUGGGGGUUAUAUUUUGGAUAAUUAUUGUGCGGUGCAGGAGGCGCAUGGGUUGUCGGUGAUGGAGUGGAGGAUUAUUGCGGAGAAUAGUGUGCAGGAGAGUUGGAUUUCGGAUGAGAGGAAGGCGGAGUUGUUGGAGAGGAUCGAGGGACAUGUGAAGAAGCAUAUGGUUUCGGUGGAUGUUUGA